CCAAGUGUUGAACCGUCCUCGACUCUGAACCCCAGAUCUUGUGUGACUUGCAGGAGAAGGAAGGUCCGCUGUGACAAGCGCAUGCCGUGUGGCAACUGCCGCAAAGCGCGUAUAUCCUGUAUCUUCCCCGCCCCCGGUAGAGCCCCGCGCCGGCCACGACCGAGAGAUCCGAAUGCACCGCCGAAGCAGACGAGCGAGCGAGAGAUUGAAUUGAUCAAGCGUCUAAGGAAGCUCGAGGGAAUAGUAGAGGAGUUGAGUGGGCAGAUUGAGAUUGAAGCGCGACACCCAUCCAGCGCUGGAGAGUCGCCUGAAGAUUCAACGCACGAUGGAGACCGAAGACGGCAGGAAUCUGGAAUUUCACCUCGUCAUAUUACGCCAGCGGCGCCUCAUGCAAUGCCCUUGGCUCCCGGUCGAUUGAUGACCACGGGUAAUUCGAGUUGGGGUGCGUUACAGAGCCCUACGCUCGGUGUGAAUAAGGAUUUCGGUAGACUGGUCUUAAAUGACAAAGGCAAAACUCGCUAUGUCAGCAAUGCGUUCUGGUCGAAGAUGAAUGACGAGCUUACAGCUUUGAGGGCUGAGACUCAGAAGCUCACUGACGAGGAAAGCCAUGGUUCUGACGACGACGGAAGCUCUGCUGAGACAACUCGUUCCGACAGAGAACUGUUGACCGAUCACCAUGCAUUUGUGUUAGGCUACAGAUCGGCAGACGUUGACCUGCGGAAAUUACAUCCGCUUCCAUCUCAAAUACCUUUCAUCUGGCAAGUCUACGUCGAGAAUGUAGACCCAGUGGUCAAGAUACUACAUAUCCCAACGAUGAAUCCCAUUAUACGGAAGAUCAGGAGCGACAUGGACAGUUUAUCACCAGGAAUGGAGGCUUUGAUGUUCUCCAUCUAUUAUGCGGCCAUCACCUCGCUAGAAGACGAUGAGGUCAAGACAAAUUUUGGUGCCGAAAAAUCACACCUGAUCAAACAGUUCAGAUACGGCACCGAGCAGGCACUCGCGAAAGCCAAUUUUCUGAACACUUCAGAUUUGAUUGUCAUCCAGGCGUUCGCACUUUUCUUGGUACUAGUUCGCCGCUAUGAUGAUACUCGGUUUUCGUGGACACUCACGGGCCUGUUGAUUCGCAUCAGCCAGUCUAUCGGCACACAUCGCGAGGGCACUCAUUUCGCCAAUUUGACUCCCUUUGAAAUUGAAAUGCGACGUCGUCUAUGGUGGGCAAUCUGUAUUCUGGAUCUUCGCUCUGCGGAAGACCAAGGCACGGAGUUGACGAUUGCGGAGCAUACCUUUGAUACCCAAUUUCCCAUGAACGUCAACGACACCGAUAUCUCGCCGAAUAUGAAGGAGUUCCCCAAAGAGCGGCACGGAGCUACCGACAUGACAUUUUCGCUUAUACGCUAUGAGAUUUGCAGCCUCGCGAGAAGACUACAUGCGGCUAGCAAUAUAAUGGCGCCCUGCCCGAGAGAUACUCAACUCACUUUGGAAGAGCGCGAAAACAUGCUUCUCGAAAUGUACACACGGGUUGAGGACAGAUACUUGAAACCAUGCACAGACCAAGAUGGCGACCUGCUUCAUUGGGUUGCCGCUGCUAUUGCUCGAUUGAUCAUGGCAAAGAUGAGCCUAAUCAUCUACCAGCCAAUUCUCUUCCCUGCCCACGGCCAAGAAAUCUCCCAGGAACUUCGCGACCGUAUUUUCCAGUCUUCGACAGAGGUGGUUGAGUACAAUCGACUGCUCAACACGGAACCGAAAUGCAAGCAGUAUCGUUGGCUGUUCCAGACCUAUACCCAAUGGCAUGCAGUGGCUUAUCUGCUCCUCGAGAUAUGUCGACGUCCUUGGUCAAGCUCCGUUGAGAGAGCCUGGCUCGCAUUAAGCAGUUCCUUCAGCGACACGGAUCCCAAAGAGUUUCAGAAAUUGGCGCAGCACAAGGGUGUCUGGUUGCCACUGAAGCGGCUGUUGCUCAAAGCUGGACACCAUCGAGAGGAAGAGCUCAGCCGCCUUCAGGGGGAUCAGCAAGCAGCCAAACAGCUCGAGGCAGACUCCUAUAAGACUCCACCUGCUAGUUUCCAACGUCUACCCAGCUCAGUACGUGAGACAAUUGCUCAAGAUCGUUGGCGUAAGCUGGUGGGACUGCCAGUUCCUGAAAAGAAUAUAUUGUUUGCCAUGCAUGGUGGCUGUUUUGAAAAUGAGGAGGCCAUGCCGCAGAAGGCACCAGUGCCUCGAGCAGAAGCCCAGACUGACGCUCAAGCACAGUACAAUCUUCAGCCCAAUCCGUCACAGACCGAUCUUGACUAUAUCACUGGGGUGAUGACCCAGCCGGAAUUUAAUCCUGCAGAUUUCUGGUCUCAACAUAUGAUGCCGCAAUUGUCGAGUAACAGCAGUCCUAUCACGAGCAAGGGUGGCAUUGCAUUCCCUCGCGAAAACACAGCUACUCCCACAAGCACUGUUGCUAUUCCAACACCAAUCGGCACAUCGAUGCAACAACCGGCCGUGCCGUCUCAACCUACAGGCAUCCUUGACGACAACCCACCACCGUGGCUUUGGCCCAAUGCUUGGAAAUGGAAUGACGUUGAUGCUACUCCUAAUAUGCCGGCGAAUACCGCGAACACGGAAGAUGUUGAUGUCAACAUGGAAGAAGACUUCAACUGGCAAGAUUGGCAACAGAGCAUGCGCGGAUUUGAGCUAGAU
Truncatella angustata is the source of this 2682-nucleotide messenger RNA. RefSeq names its product fungal-specific transcription factor domain-containing protein. Gene Ontology annotation, molecular function: DNA binding; DNA-binding transcription factor activity, RNA polymerase II-specific; zinc ion binding. Gene Ontology annotation, biological process: regulation of DNA-templated transcription; DNA-templated transcription. NCBI's taxonomy places the organism in Eukaryota, Fungi, Ascomycota, Sordariomycetes, Amphisphaeriales, Sporocadaceae. The record is from RefSeq and is a predicted model, not a curated record. The annotation marks the transcript as partial. The transcript has 3 exons.